AUGACGUCUACUAUAGCGACAUUGGUCGCAAGGGCGGCCGAAUCGACAGGGACGAUCACGAUGCCCAUGUCAAGUAUCUUCACUGCCCCCGCCUCAUGCUCGAACUCAUGGACAUAUGAACCUGAGGCUGCAAACCUGGUCGCAAAUGGCCUCCUAAUACAAAACGCUGUCGACAAUGACAAUGCCGAUCCUGCGUGUUUCCCUUCCGGGUACAGCCAGUAUGGAAGAGUUCGGGCAACUGUCGCCUAUAGCCCAGGUUAUUGUCCACAUGGAUACACCUCGGCCGAUUUGUUGAUUCACAAACCAGCGACCACUGCCGUAUGCUGUCCCUCUGGCUUUGCCUACUAUGAAGAAAAAAGGGACCUGCAAACAACAUUCGCUGGAUGUCUAAGCGAAUUCCCUAGUGCAUCAUCUACCAUUGUCACCGUCCGCCAAGCCGAAGAGGAAAGCACACAGGUCUCCGGCCCUGUGACCAUGUGGGCGCAAGCAAUCCAAGUCCAGAUGCAAGCAUCAGACAAAAGUUUAUUUGUCUCUGCCACUACGACCACGACCGAGAGCAAGACCGACAGCAAGACCCGAACAACAUCAUCCGACGAAGCAUCAGAAACAGCAGCCUCAUCAAUCUCUUCAUCAACCUCUUCAUCAACACAAACAGGCCUCACAGUCCCAACAGUCCCAUCAGUCCCAGACAUCCCAGAACCCGCAACCCCAAGCCCCGCAGCCCCAGGCACAGGAACAGAGGCAAGCGGCCUGUCAACGGGAGCAAAAAUUGGCGUUGGAGUCGGUGUCGGCGCCGCAGGCCUAAUCGUACUCGUCGCACUAUUAUUCUGGUUCUUCCGCCGCCGCCAACAAAAAGGACAAAAGCCUCUACCCGACACGACAUCUUCAUACGGAAGCCACCCUGAAAUCAGCGAGCUUGGCGGAAGCACCCAAACCGACCCAAACAUGGUAUAUCAACGUCCCGGACACGGAGUACCCAGUGAGUUUGGUGGGAGUUCGCAGGCUGGAGCGUCUAGUAUUAUGGCGAAUACGAGGACGACUGGUCCUUCCGAACUCCACGCGACAAACCCCGGCCCGAAAUUUGUACAUGAACUUGGUGCUUAG
Molecule: messenger RNA, 1104 nt
Organism: Penicillium concentricum
Lineage: Eukaryota; Fungi; Ascomycota; Eurotiomycetes; Eurotiales; Aspergillaceae
Exons: 2
Coding region: 1-1104 (367 amino acids)
Source: RefSeq, a predicted model, not a curated record